AUGAAAAAAUUUAUUUCAGCAAUUAAGAAUGUGACAGACCCUGAAAAAAUGGCUAAAUAUGGAGCUUAAAAACUUGAAAAUCUAGCUGAUUAUUUAGAUCCUAAUAACGAAAAGACUUCUUAAUAAAUUCCAUUUAUGGUAAUAGCCAUAAAUAAAUUUUAUUCUAGAUCACCAAAUAAAUGAAGAUUGAUCUUAUCGAAUUAGGAUACAAUUAUGAUGAUAUCAAAAAAAUGACACCAACGUAUGCCAGUAAUCUACUGUAAAAUCAAAUUAAAAGAUAGAAGUGA
Messenger RNA from Paramecium sonneborni, 287 nucleotides. The record is from the annotation of a GenBank genome assembly. Lineage: Eukaryota; Ciliophora; Oligohymenophorea; Peniculida; Parameciidae.